AUGAAUUAUGCCAUCCGCUCUGGCAUAAGUAUAACUGCAACAUACGCAAUCAGUCAAUCCUCUAGGCUGUUGAAAAAUGUCAAUGGAACAGACAGAGCUGAACUACUUACCCUGCAAGAACGACUGCAGAGCAAGAUCACAGUGAUAUCGCCCGCGAUCGACAUGAUCGAGCUAAUAGCUGCGAGAGGAAAUACAUCAUUGGAGUCUGCAGUCUCUCUGACUAAAUCCAUAAGACACGACAUCCAGUCACUAGCACGACGAUUAGAAAAGGCUGCAACAGCAGAAGAAUUGGCGCACAAGGGGGCAUUGUCAUCGAAAGCUCGAGCCCAGAACGAACUCGAGAUUAAGUUGAUAAUCUCUGAUAUUCGAAGGGUGCUACAACGUAUCGAAGAUGCAGUGCCAUUGAUGAACCUAGCAAUUACUACUUCUGGUGCAAGGCUAUCCACAACUCUACCGUCGACAGUCUCGCCUUCUCGCCUGCUGCAAGCCAGCACUUUCUUGACAGCAUGUGAUACCCAAUUUUCCAUUAAUCCUUCUAGAGCAGUACAGGUUGGCCCUACCUUUACGUUGUCAAUGUAUAUGCUCUUUAGUGGACAUAUAAGACACUUUGACGAGGAGACCAUCCGAGACACUACAUGGAAAGAAGUGAUGCACAAGGCCCGAGUGAAACUGAGACGGGUUCCUAUGGAUGUCUUUCUCCAUCCGGCAGAUAGCCCUAUAAACAGAUCUUGUCUCCCUGCUGCCGCGAGGGCGGAUGAAUUUGCUUAUCAGAUUUUGAUAGUAGAGGACCUGGAUGAUAACAGAGUGCACAGCUUUGAGGAAGGCGAGGCGCAGCCCGAACCUUAUGAAGGUGUCAAACUUGCGGGUAUCCGAGAAAUCAUCCCUGUUCAUCAGAUAUCUAAAAUAUUCUACGCCGACACAGGCAAAAUGCUCAACAUCGGAAGCGAAGGCGAAACCAAUAAUCCGAUACUCCUGCUAAAGAGGGAUGUUAAUGCUUUUCCUCCUCGUCGAAUGACCGACAGAGACGAAACUGAGUACGAUGAGGGGCAUCGUGAAACAGAGGAAGAGGAGGAGGAAGAUGAUGAAUUACAAUCCCAGCUGGAUGCACAGUUGAACGGCAAAGGGAAUGAGAGAGGGGAAGCUCACAAUUAUGAAUAUCUAUCAGAACACCAAAUACCUACCGCUUGGCGUCUCCCUCCCGGGCUAGAUCCAGAAUGGGUGGCAAUUGAAGUAUAUCAAGAAGAAGAGACAGAAGACGAAGACACGGGUGCCGAUGACGAAGAGGGCAACCCAAGUACUCAUGAUGCUGCAGCACACCUUGCAAAUCUUAGUCUUGACGACAAUAAUCAUGCUUCUCCGUUGCAAUCUCAACAAAUUUCAUUCUCAUCGUCUCACGACAUGUCCACGCCUACCGCCUCGAAUCCUCUUUUCAAUAAUAUCCGCACUUCCCUCUCCUUACUCGAGAUGCUUCUUCGUCUCACUUCUCUUCAACAAUUCCAGCAACAAUCACAUCUUUCGAUUACAGACGAACUUCUCAACUUCUUCCUGGAAGAAUCCUCUAGCACCGGCGCAGGGGGCGACGAGCAACACCGGCAACGAGUCCGCGCCGACGCCCGCCGGAAAGUAGGCUGGGAUCCGUACGAUGAAUCGCCACUAAAGCGCCGAGGUGAAGAUUAUCAAACCCACCAAUACACCGAUGAAGGGCAUUGGACGCCUACAGGAACACCAGCGAGAUAUCAUUACGUGGAUCCCUCAUCACCCGGUGGAACUGUAGAUGAGCGGUACCAAACACAGUCUCGGGAACAAACUCCCUCGUCUUCACCGAGUCUUCCAAAGCAGAAGACAGGACCGAAUGUAUCGACAGCGGGAAGAAGGGCAAAUUUGGCCAAGGGAUCUCUAUUAUCUAGACGGCCAACUACAGCGCAUAUAGAUGAAGGCCUCGGAACGAGCCCUGGAACUGGAGAAAUGUAA
Messenger RNA from Talaromyces atroroseus, 1971 nucleotides. RefSeq lists its product as hypothetical. Gene Ontology annotation, molecular function: GTPase regulator activity. The record is from RefSeq and is a predicted model, not a curated record. Gene Ontology annotation, cellular component: nucleus; cytoplasm. The transcript is spliced from 4 exons. The coding region runs from base 1 to 1971 and encodes 656 amino acids. Lineage: Eukaryota; Fungi; Ascomycota; Eurotiomycetes; Eurotiales; Trichocomaceae.